Messenger RNA from Closterium sp. Naga37s-1, 2157 nucleotides. NCBI's taxonomy places the organism in Eukaryota, Viridiplantae, Streptophyta, Zygnematophyceae, Desmidiales, Closteriaceae. The record is from the annotation of a GenBank genome assembly.
AUGUUGACCAGCGUUGACCCACGUUGUGGCAGAGGGCGGGUACAGGUGCACGGCCCCUUCUCAGCCUCGCUGCUGCAGCAGACGCCCUUCACAGCCUCACCUACCGUCUUCCUCUCGUGGCUUGACGCGCUCUCCUUCUGGGGGGCCGGUGCUGCUGAUGCCGCCGUGGCUGAGGGCCUCUCAGAGGCGCUGCUGAACGUGGUGCUCGUCGCUGCCUCGCCACCCCACCGCCUGCCCACCCUGGUCGUCAAGCCGCCCCUGCCCGCCUCCACCCCUGCUGCUGCUGCCGAUGCUAGGGGUGGCAGUGGCGGGGGCAGCGGGGUCACGUGGGAGGCAGCGGCGUGGAGAGCGGUGUCCGCCCACAUGGUGGCCUCACUCUUUGCCCACCCUCUGUCGCAGAGCAGCAGAGCCGCGGAUGCAGUACGGCAGAGUGGUGAAGUUACCUUCAAGGCCCGCCACGUGGCCCAGGCGGUGGGCCCUCCUCCUUCUGUUGGUGGUGGAGGAGGAGGAGGGCCCGGGGCGGGGGCUGGUGGCAUGCCAGCGGUAGCGAUGGCUGGUUCAGUAGAUAUGGCUGGGGCAGUCAUGGGUGGGGCAGACAUGGGUGGGGCAGGCAAGGGGGGAGGGGGGGGGGAGCCCACGUUUCCUGCACCACCACAGCAACCCCUUGCCCGUCCUUCUGCCCUCUCUACCUCCCACUCUCAACCCUUAGGUGCACACCAGCCCCCCCCCCCGUCUGCUGCAGCGGGGAGAGAUGUGCUACUGGGGUUGGGGGGAGGGCCAGCAGGCGCCGCUACUGUUACCGCCACCAGUGCCACUGGGGGUGCUGGGAGUGCUGGCGGUGCUGCUUCUGCGGCGGUUGUAGACUCCAGGACAGCAGCACCCGUGCCCUCUCUCCGCACCACGAGCCACAGCCUGCAGUUCGGCAGCAGAGGGGGUAUGUGGGAGUGGGGCCAGAUGGCGGUGGCACUGCUAUGGGAACACUGCCUGGCGCCGCUGCUACUGCUGGAGCCGGUGCGAGUGGCAGAGGGUGGUGGGGCUGGUGGGGUGGCUGGAGUGGUAGCAGCAAGAGCAAUGCAGGCCCUGCAGACACAGCAGCAGCCACAACAGCAACAUCAGCAGCCUGCACAGUUGGUUGCUGGCCCUGGGAGGCGCAUGAUGCCCCGCACCACACCUAUAGGCAUGGCAGCAAGAGCAGAAGGAGCAGAAGGAGCACCUGCACCAGGUAUGGGUGCAGCCAUACCAGCAGCUGUUCCUGAACCUCAGAUUGCCAGGCCUAGUAUAUCCGUACCUGCCGGAGGCCCGGGAGCAGCUGUAGGCAUGGCAGGCCGCGGAGGACAGGGCUUGGCUGCCUCCCAACCAGGCCUUGCCCGUGGGCUGGGAGUAGGGGGUGCAGCAGCAGCAGGCAUGGUUGGGCAUGGGGUUGGCAUGGCAAAUGUAGCACAGCAGGGCAGGUCUGGGCAGGCAGCAGUGGUGGGUGGUGUGGGGGGAAUGGGUAUGGGGGGAGCAGGUGGAGCAGGAAUGGUGGGGGGCCCUCAGGCCGGCAUGGCAAGGCGUGUGGUAGGUGGAGUUGUGGGGGUGGGAGGGCUCAUGGCAGGGGCGAUGGGGGGUGGUGCAGGCAUGGCAGGGGCGGCAGGGGGAGGAGUCAUUAAUGGAGGAGCAGGAGGAGUGGGUGGUGGAGUGGUGGGGGUCCAGGCAGGGGGCGUGCAGCGGGUGGGUGUGGGGCAGGGCGUGGCAGGGCAGCAGCCUACAGUGGAAGGAGGAGGAGCAACAGCAGGGCCUGGGCCUGCCAUGCCCGCUCACCCGCUGCCUCACGCGCCUCGCGCUGCUGCCCCCACUGCUGCCGCCCUUGCUGCUGCUGGUGGGCCACAGCCUUCUCCCGCUACUCCUGCUGCUGCCGCCCCACUGGCUGCUGCUGCUGGCGCUGGGGCAGGGGCAGGUGGUGUGAGGCCGCCAGGACAGCCCCCGCAGUACCUCAAGCUGUGGGAGGGCACGCCCAUGGGGCAACGCAAGGUCAAGUCUGCUGAGCUUUGCCGUAGGGAGGUGAUAGAGUGCUGCAUGGAGGUGAGAGAGUUGGGCAUGGAGGUAGCUGGCAGGCAAGGCGGAGGUGCUGGUGCUCCUCCCCAUGUCAUCACACGAGUUCUUGCAGCAGAUGGGUGA